AGUCCGUCCGCGCGGUUCCCGGGGCUGGGGCUGGGGGUGGGGGUGGGAGCUGGGGGCGGCCGGAGCCUCCUGGGCUCUGGGACUCCGGGCUGCAGAUAAACUGGGAUCUCGGAGGCAUCCACGGAGGAGUUCAGACCUGGUGAGGAGGGGCCACUGAGUUUGCAGCCGACAUCCUGGAGCCGAGAUGUUCAGCUUUAUUAGGUGCGACUUACAGGUGUGACUUCGGCUUCUAAAGCCUCAGUUUUGUCAUCUGUAGAAUGGACAGAACCAAAGCUACUUCGAAGGACUGUUAAGACGAUUAAAUGAAGCAAUGCUUGUAAAGCUUUUUGCACAAGGGAGCCCUGGAGGCGGGACCUGGCAGGCAAAGCAUGCCUGGGAUCACGCAGAACUAUGGGCAGCAUGAAGACCCCCGUGGAGCUGGCGGUCAGUGGGAUACAGACCCUCCCCCUUCAGCACCGUUGCCGGGGCAGCCACCGGGUCAAGGCCAGGGCGUCAUACGUGGAUGAGUCUUUGUUUGGCAGCCCUGCGGGUACCCGGCCCACACCACCAGACUUUGACCCACCCUGGGUGGAGAAGGCCAACAGAACCAGUGGAGUGGGCACAGGGACAUCACGGGCGUCAGGGGCCAACGGGAGCUGUGAGACCACCUCCUCCAGCGGCAGCACCCCAACCCUUACACCAAGGAAGAAGAACAAAUACAGACUGAUCAGCCACACUCCUUCAUACUGUGAUGAGUCGCUCUUUGGCUCCCGACCUGAGGGCACCAACUGGGAAGGACCAUGGAUGGCAAAGGGGGAUGCUGCCAAACUCCAUUCCCUCUUCUGGACACCCCCAGCCACCCCUAGGGGCAGCCACUCACCCCGCCCCAGGGAAACCCCGCUGCGAGCCAUUCACCCAGCUGGUCCCUCGAAGACAGAGCCCAAGGUGGCAGCAGACUCCCAGAAGUUGUCCACGGAUGGGUUAGACUCUCCACACCCUCUGAGGCGGGAACGUUCCCAUUCCCUCACACACCUGAAUGUCCCCAGAACUGGUCGCCCACCCACUAGUGGCCCCCACACCAACGGGCCUCGGGAUCCCAGGCCUUCCCCAUCGGGGGUGACCCUCCAGAGUCCCCUAGUGACACCCAGGGCUCGCUCGGUUCGUAUUUCAGUGCCAGCCACCCCCCAGCGAGGUGGGGCCACCCAGAAACCAAAGCCCCCUUGGAAAUGAGUUUCUUGGCCGUCCCAUCAGGCUUUCCCAUGCGGUCACGGCAAGGGGCCCAGUUUCGAAGGAGGGCAGACGGGAGUCUCCUAGGUGACCAUGAGGCAUUGGAGAAGCACUCAUGGGGGCAGACAUAGCGAGAGUGGGCAGUGCCUCUCUUUAUGCUGACAACUGCCAGUUUCUUCCUUUUACCCCAUCAUGGGGUUUUGACGGCUGCCCCCUGAGAUGCCUGUUCCAGUCUUGCUAGAGCCAUAGGCCGUAGAAGUGCCAACCCAGGGGUGCCCCUGGGAGGGGCCCACCACUCCCCCAUCACUUCCACAUCGUCUUGCUGCCAAGUGUGAAUAAAUGGCACGAUCGCCAACCUGAAGGGUCCCUUAUUCCUUCAAGCCAAGCUUCCUGCUCAGGAUGAGUUUCCAGCUGAGUCUGGAGUUUUCCCAGGCACAGUGAAUGGACCAUGGGGAACAGGAUCUGGGUGAUGCGUAGGUGGACAUGUUUUUAUUUUAACAAUCAUGUAUUUAUUUUCACAUAUUAAAAAUAUAUCAGUACCUCAUCAAA
Ailuropoda melanoleuca (giant panda) is the source of this 1755-nucleotide messenger RNA. It is a transcript of the gene RITA1, whose product is annotated as RBPJ interacting and tubulin associated 1. Gene Ontology annotation, biological process: negative regulation of Notch signaling pathway; nuclear export; Notch signaling pathway. The coding region runs from base 391 to 1209 and encodes 272 amino acids. The record is from RefSeq and is a predicted model, not a curated record. NCBI's taxonomy places the organism in Eukaryota, Metazoa, Chordata, Mammalia, Carnivora, Ursidae. Gene Ontology annotation, molecular function: tubulin binding. Gene Ontology annotation, cellular component: cytoplasm; nucleus. The transcript has 4 exons.